UACUUGAUGACUCAAUGGCGCAGAGCCUCGCUGUUCAUCGGACCAACAAGAUAAGAAGGUAUGUAGGGAGCAAGGCUGCGUGUGCAGUGAAAUCGAAUCCGUUGGUUGCGAACGACCGUGGAUCCCUUUUUUGAGCAUAGCCACGCAAAAACUUGUUUCUCCAUCUAUUGCGCAUGCACAUUGAGCAAAAUGGCAGUUUCCCUCGCUCGUCGAAUCAAUGCGUUCCGGUCCUAAUGAAUGGAGGCUGAGCAUGGGACUCGAACAUUCUGAAGAUGUGCCUGCGGCUGUGUUUCGUAUAAUCCAUGUAGAGAUCACCAGUUUUGCGUUCAGCCUGCGGUUUGGCCUCCAACACCUAAUUUCUCGACGAUCACCCCGUAGAAUCCAUCAUCAAUAUUGAUAUUUCUCCCCAUGUUUUUCUGCAUGUAUCAAUAAAACUCUUGAAGUUAUUUGAGUUAAUUUCCAGAAAGAGCAACCGUCGCGUACUCACCGUGCGCCCGUUCGAAGUCGGAAGUGGCGAUCGCAACGAGGCUGAUCCCCCGCAAUGGCUACGCAAGCACCGCCCACGGAGCGCAGAACUCACAGUGACUACACUGUGGGAUGGAUUUGCGCUUUGGCCAAAGAGCAGACUGCAGCAACGGUUAUGCUGGACGAUAUACAUCCUGAUCUUGCUAAACCACCACAGGAUGACAACACCUACACCCUGGGAUCGAUCGGCGGACACAACAUCGUCAUAGCAUGCCUACCAAUGGGAAAGUACGGGACUGUCUCUGCAGCCACCGUCGCGACAAAGAUGAUUGGCACGUUUACGGCUGUUCGCAUCGGUCUCAUGGUUGGAAUUGGUGGCGGCGUUCCUCCCAAUGUUAGGCUCGGUGAUAUUGUUGUUAGCACACCAGUUGACAAGUUUCCUGGGGUGGUUCAGUGGGAUUUUGGGAAGACGGAGAAGGGCGGUGAAUUCAGACGAACGGGUGCACUCAACAAUCCCCCGGCCGUUCUGCUCACAGCUUUGACGAAGCUGAAAACACAGCACGACAUUCGUGGAUCUAAAAUACCGCAGUAUCUCGGGGAGGUGGAGAAGGCCGCGCCUAAACUGAAACCGAAGUUUACCAGGGCUACAUUACUCAGGGACCCUUAUUCUGAACAUGCCAAAAGUCAUGGGACAGACACUGAUAUAUCUGAACAAGACUCCAGAGAAAUAUGUAUACAUUAUGGUCUAGUUGCAUCGGGUAAUCAGGUUAUCAAGGAUGCUGAGCUUCGCGAUCGCCUAAACGACAGUCUCGACGGCAAUCUACUUUGUGUCGAAAUGGAGGCGGCAGGUUUGAUGGAUAGUUUCCCUUGCAUCGCUAUCAGGGGCAUAUGCGAUUACGCAGAUUCACAGAAGAACAAAGACUGGCAAGAAUAUGCUGCGACCAUAGCGGCAGCGUUCGCCAAAGAGCUGCUGGGGUACGUACAGCCUCAUGAUGUCGAUAGAGAGCGCACGGCGAAGGAUAUUCUCGGUCAAAGUCAUACGCUGUCCUCCGUCGGAACUCACACUGAAAUUAUGAGAUCGAAGCUGGACAAAACCGAAAAUACUUAUAUACUUGACUGGCUCACCCCAGUCGACUACGGCCCUUUGCAAAGUAGUUUCAUACGCAAACGCCAAGAGGGCACAGGAAUGUGGGCACUAGAGAAGCCGGAAUACAUGACUUGGUUACAAGAAAAAGGGAAGACUCUUUUCUGUCCCGGAAUUCCAGGUGCUGGCAAGACAAUCCUCACGGCUAUCGUUGUGGACAACCUUUACGAAAAACACGGUCGAAAUCACGAUACAGGAAUUGCCUAUAUCUAUUGUAACUUUCAAAGACAACAAGAGCAGAAGCCCGAGGAUCUUCUGUUAAGCCUUAUCAAGCAGUUCGCGCAGUCGCAGAGCUCACUUCCUGAAAGUUUGAGACAAUGUUAUGGUUACCACAACCCCAAGCGCACUCGACCAUCGAUGGAGGAAACAGAAGAACUCCUCCACUCAGUCCUAGCGCUUUACUCUCGCGCAUUCAUUAUAGUCGAUGCGCUUGACGAAUGCAGUGCUUCCGAAGGGGGCCGCGAGAAGCUUUUUUCCGUGAUUUUCAGAUUGCAAGCCAGAACCGGAGCUAAUAUCUUUGCUACUUCGCGGUUAGACGAAGACAUUGCUAAGAUGUUUCAAAAUCCCCUCUCAUUUCACAUUCGCGCGAGCGACCAAGAUGUGGUCAGAUACCUGAAUAAACGUAUAUCACUUAUGCGACCCGAUAGCACGAAUGAGGAACUUGAAGGCACAAUUAGAGAGGGUGUGUCAUCAGCUGUUGAUGGAAUGUUUCUUCUUGCAGAGCUCCAUAUGAACAUGCUUGAAGACCAACCAACAAAAGGGGACGUCAGAGAAGCAUUGCAACACUUACAGAGGGGUACCGCUGGACUGCAAAACGCCUAUGAGCAAACAAUGGAACGAAUCGAGCGUCAAGGAGAGCACACACGAAAACUCGCUAAACAAAUCUUAUCAUGGAUCGUUCAUGCCAAAAGACAGCUUACGACGUUAGAGCUUCGCCACGCCCUCGCUGUGAGGCCACAAACAACCAGCCUGAACGAAGAGUACAUACCGAGCACGCAAUUGAUACUGUCUGUUUGCGCAGGCUUAGUUGCCAUUGAUGCAAACGGAGAUCGUGUACAAUUGGUUCAUUACACCACACAGGAAUAUUUUGUACGAACCAAAACAGCGUGGUUCCCUACCGCUGAGAGAGACAUAGCUGACGUCUGCGUCGCCUACUUGCUGCUUGACAGUUCAAAUCCCUCAACAAGGCUAUCCAAUCACGAAUCUACUGGCGAGAACGAUGACUGUUCAGGAUCAUCAAGCGUCGCGAAAUGGUUGAAAAUCAUCCAUGAAACGAAUACACUGCCUCUAUACGAUUACGCGGCAGGAUACUGGGGAAGACACGUUCAAUUAGCUAUGACCGAAGGACCCGACAUCGUCAAGCUGCUAGAAGACGAGGCCCGAGUGUCUGCCUGCUCUCAAACCUUUUUUUCAAUACGCCUAGGACAGAGCUGGCAGCUUAACAGAUUUCGUCGAUCAAAAGGAAUGAAAUAUAUCAACAGUACGAAAAUCGACACCAGGAUGUCAGGAAUGCAUCUUGCAGCAUACUUUGGGCUGGAUAAAACACUGGCUUCUCUACUUCACAACCAAAAUGAUCCCAACUCAAGAGAUAUAUUUGGACACACGCCAUUGUGGUGGGCGGUAUGGAACAAACACGAUGUAGUAGUCAAGCGAUUGUGCCACGCUGACCAAGUUGACAUCAAUUGUAAAGAUGAGAUGGGAUAUACGCCACUGCUGUUAGCGGUGGAUAAAGGGAGAGAAUCCAUAGUCAAGAUGCUCUGUUCUACUGGUCGCGUUGAUCUAGACUGCAAGAGUGACUCGGAGCUCACGCCAUUAUGGUUGGCUGCAAGUUGUGGAAUGCAGGCGAUAGUCGAGCACUUCCUUCACACCAAGUCGGUUGAUGUACACUCUAAGUCAGAGUUUGGGGCAACACCACUGCUGAUUGCUUUGAGCAAUGGAUACAUGUCAGUCGUUGAAACAUUGCUCUCCAGCGGAGUUGACAUAGCGUCCGAGUAUGAAGAUCAACAUAAAUUACUCGCAACUGCGGCAGAAAAAGGGUUUGCGCAGAUCGUGGAGCGGAUACUCACCAAGUGUGAGAUUGAUAUCGAAUUCCGAGAUGAGGGGGGAUACACAAUGCUUCUUAUGGGGGCCAAGGAUGGACGUUCGACAGUAGUCGACUUGUUACUCACGAAGUUUGCAGCGGACAUAGGAGCUCGGGAUCAUAACGGGCAGACGGCACUUCAUUUGGCGGCUAUGCAUGAGCACAAAGGAGUUCUAGAUUUGCUACUCUCGAAGCACGGGGCUAACGUGGAAUCCCAGGACCAAAAGGGGUAUACGCCGCUGAUGCUGGCGGCUAUGCAUGGGCAUCGCGAAAUCGUGGAAUUCUUACUUACAAAGUGUGGAGCUGAUCGAUCAGCGAGGGAUUUUGCAGGCUUGAAUGCACUGGCCUAUGCUCUUAAAGCUGGGCAUGACGAGAUCUGCGAGUUUUUGCUCGAUCCAAAAGUCAUUGAAAUCCGGUCCAGGCUUCCUGGACUUCUACCGCGCAAGCGGAAGCGAUAUCUUGGUGACCUUGGCGAUGCUUCAUCUUUGCCACUUCCCGUGGAUAUCGACGCGGGAACUUAUCAGCCACAGGAUAAGCGUGAGGACCUAGCUUCAGCGGUGGCGGGACAAUGGGUUGAGCCAUGGAAAUGA
Periconia digitata is the source of this 4279-nucleotide messenger RNA. Lineage: Eukaryota; Fungi; Ascomycota; Dothideomycetes; Pleosporales; Periconiaceae. The record is from the annotation of a GenBank genome assembly.